AUGCCUUCGCACAAGCGCCAGAAGCUGUCACCACCUGAAGACCGCAAUGAUGACAAGGAGUCGACUGUAUCAGUGGACGAAUCGCAAGCCUCGGUAGACGACAACGACGAUGCAGACUUGGACAGUUUUGGUGAGGGCUCGGGAAUGGAUGAGGAGGACGACAUUCAGAACCUCAAGCCUCAAAAAUCGAAACAAACCUCGAAGCGAAAAAUACGCGCAACAGGCGGGUCAAAAUUUGGCGCCACGCUAGAGUUUCUUCUAGAGACAGAAACACCGUCGACUCUGCCAUUAUCUCUCAAACCUUCAAUAGCACGGAAACGGAAUGAUGAAAAACUGGAACUACGAGCAAAGAAGGUCCUUCAAAUAGAAAAGAAGGAGAAGGAAGACAAGGCUCGGGUAAAAGACGUAAUUGGAGGUUGGGGAGGGGAAAGCGAGAGGGCAUUGCGAAAGGUGGCACAGCGAGGAGUUGUCAGACUUUUCAACGUUAUCCAACAAUCUCAGGCCCAGGUAGCAACUACGGCAGAAGAGGCGAAGGCCAAUCGCGGCGCUGGCAAACCGUCACUCCCUGCCCCCGUUGUGGAAAGUAAAGGCAAAAGCAAAGGUAAAAGCAAGGAUAAUAUCAUCGGGAGAGGCAAAGAAAGUACAGUUGACAAAGAUGAUUUCUUCAACAUGAUAAGGUCUGGAGGCGUGGUCUCGAAGGCGUAA
Cyclocybe aegerita is the source of this 705-nucleotide messenger RNA. Lineage: Eukaryota; Fungi; Basidiomycota; Agaricomycetes; Agaricales; Hemipholiotaceae. The record is from the annotation of a GenBank genome assembly.